CCUACGAGCUCGACGCCCCCGUGCCCCUCAUGUAGGCACCACGUUCCCACUGGCCAUCAACAUCCCUUUGUCCUUCAGGUCCCACACCCAGCAUCCCAACGUCCCGUUGUUCCAACCAGGAUGGCCGCAGGGGACCGAGGUGGCACCGUCCUCGCGCUGGCCACGGAGCCGCGCUUUGCCCAGCGGCUGAGGCGGUAUUUGGAAGAGGAGCAGAUUCUGGAUGUGCGAUACCGGCUGCAGAAGGUGCCGGGGGGCAGCGUGGCCCUGCCGGUGCUGGAGGGGAAGCUGGUGGAGCAGCGGCUGCAGGAGCUGCAGGAGAGCGGGCCCAGGGAGCUGCCCUGCAGGCUGCUCCGGAUCCAGAGUCCCAUCCCCUCCAAGGCGGCCAGCGUGCGGACACCUGCCCAAAAGCUGUGCAGUGAGCUGCAGAGGAUGGUGCUGGGCUUGGGAGAGAGCUGGUCAGAGGAGCUGGAGCGCGACGUGCCCCACUCAUGGCAGCGGCACGGAGACCUGGUCUUGCUGAGUGAGGACAGCUUCAGCGCUGCGCUGUGGACAAAGCUGGGCUCAGCGCUCUGGGAGACGGUUGCCUCAGCUCUGGGUGCCCAGCGCCUGGCCAGGCGAGGACGGGUGCUGCCAGGCGGGAUGCGGUUCCCUAGUGUCACCCUGCUGCUGGGCCAGGACGGCUGGGUGGAGCAUGUGGACAAUGGCAUCAGGUAUACAUUUGAUGUGACCAAGUGCAUGUUCUCCCCGGGCAAUAUCACGGAGAAGCUGCGGGUGGCCUCGCUGCCAUGUGCCGGGGAGGUCCUGGUGGAUCUCUAUGCAGGGAUUGGCUAUUUCACACUGCCCUACCUGGUUCACGCGGCGGCUGCCUUCGCCCAUGCCUGCGAGUGGAACCACCAUGCCGUGGAGGCCCUGCGGAGGAACCUGGCACUGAACGGCGUGCAGGACCGCUGCCACAUCCACCACGGGGACAACAGGCAGCUGCAGCUGCAGGACGUAGCUGACCGGGUGAACCUGGGGCUGAUCCCCAGUUCUGAGGAGGGCUGGCCUGUGGCCUGCCGUGUCCUGAAGAAGGGCACAGGAGGGGUUCUCCACAUCCACCACAAUGUGGAGGCUCUCCCUGCACCGUCCUGCCUGCAGCCUGCAGUUCCAAUGAAUGAGCAGAGACCUCCAGAGGACAGCAGCUCUGGAGAGCAGGAGGAUGGACAGCGGGAACUGCAGAGCCCCGAGGAGAUGGAAGGCGGUGGGAAGGAGAUGCUGGCAGCCAGGGUCAGGCCAGUGUGGCAGCGGUGGGCUGAGGCCACUGCGGCACGGAUACGGGGGCUGCUGGAAGAGCUGCACGGGCAGCCAUGGCAGACCAGCAUCCUGCACAUUGAGGCAGUGAAAUCCUACGCACCACAUGUGCAUCACAUUGUGCUGGACCUCGAGUGCCGUCCAACACUGCCUGCCUAGCUGGCUGUGGGGCCUUGGUGUGGCUCAAGGUCAUAAGAAAAAGGGGUGGCAGUUUUGGUGGCAAGGAGAUGUGACAGCUGUCUCCCGAGUGCCAGCUCAGGACAAG
This is a messenger RNA of Oxyura jamaicensis (ruddy duck), 1555 nucleotides long. It is a transcript of the gene TYW2, whose product is annotated as tRNA methyltransferase 12 homolog. Gene Ontology annotation, biological process: tRNA methylation. Bases 121 to 1449 code for a protein of 442 amino acids. Gene Ontology annotation, molecular function: tRNA methyltransferase activity. The record is from RefSeq and is a predicted model, not a curated record. Gene Ontology annotation, cellular component: cytoplasm. The transcript has 7 exons. Lineage: Eukaryota; Metazoa; Chordata; Aves; Anseriformes; Anatidae.